Messenger RNA from Fundulus heteroclitus (mummichog), 1221 nucleotides. RefSeq names its product RNA polymerase II subunit C (gene polr2c). Lineage: Eukaryota; Metazoa; Chordata; Actinopteri; Cyprinodontiformes; Fundulidae. Gene Ontology annotation, molecular function: DNA-directed RNA polymerase activity; protein dimerization activity. The record is from RefSeq and is a predicted model, not a curated record. The coding region runs from base 109 to 936 and encodes 275 amino acids. Gene Ontology annotation, cellular component: RNA polymerase II, core complex. Gene Ontology annotation, biological process: DNA-templated transcription. The transcript is spliced from 9 exons.
AGCCGGUAAGGAUUUCCUUGCAGGCCUUCAAGCCGAGGCAGCGGUAGCGGAUGCGUUGCGGUGAAAACACUGGCUUCUCGUUGUUUUUAAGCUGAAUAUACUUCAAGAAUGCCGUAUGCUAACCAGCCGACGGUUAAAAUCACAGAACUGACGGACGAAAAUGUCAAGUUUGUCAUAGAAAACACUGAUUUGGCGGUUGCAAACUCUCUCCGUCGUGUCUUCAUGUCAGAAGUUCCCACAAUAGCCAUAGACUGGAUCCAGAUUGAUGCAAAUUCAUCCGUGCUGCACGAUGAGUUCAUCGCUCACAGAGUCGGCCUCAUUCCCCUCACCAGCGAUGACAUAGUGGAUAAAAUGCAGUAUUCAAGGGACUGCACCUGUGAUGACUUCUGUCCCGAGUGCUCCGUGGAGCUGACCCUGGACGUCCGGUGCACCGAGGACCAAACGCGUCACGUCACCUCCCGCGAUCUGCUCUCCAACAACCCCAGAGUCAUCCCCGUCACUUCCAGAAGCAGAGACAACGAUCCCAACGACUACGUGGAGCAGGAUGACAUCUUGCUGGUGAAGCUCCGUAAAGGCCAGGAGCUUCGUCUCAGAGCGUACGCCAAGAAAGGCUUCGGUAAGGAGCACGCCAAGUGGAACCCAACGGCGGGGGUUUCCUUCGAGUAUGACCCGGAUAAUGCGCUGAGGCACACGGUCUAUCCACGACCAGAGGAGUGGCCAAAGAGUGAGUACUCUGAGAUUGAGGAGGAUGAAGUUCAAGCCCCCUAUGACCCCAAUGGAAAGCCAGAAAGGUUUUAUUUCAACGUGGAGUCCUGCGGCUCUCUGCGGCCGGAGACCAUCGUCAUGUCGGCGUUGGCGGUCUUGAAGAAGAAGCUGAGCGACUUGCAGACGCAGCUGAGCCAUGAGAUCCAGAGUGACGUGCUCACCAUCAACUGAAGGCCACGCGUGUUCACGGAGCUCUGUUUGCUACCCGAGGCUUAGCCCCAGAGUCUCUGUUCAGACCGAACCCUGAUCUGUUGGACUAGAAUCAUCAGUCGUCUUACAUUCAUUUCUGUGUCUCAGUUCCCAGCGUAGCGUCGUCGUUUCGGCGCCGGCAGAAGCUGAAAAACGUGUUGCAGGAUCGUUGUUUCUGUACUCUUGUUGCUCUAAGGGUACAGCAACAAGCUCUAAGAUGAAUAUUUUUCCUUUGCGUCUCUUUUUAAAUAAAUCAGUUUUGUUGUA